This is a messenger RNA of Botrytis fragariae, 189 nucleotides long. RefSeq lists its product as uncharacterized. The coding region runs from base 1 to 189 and encodes 62 amino acids. The record is from RefSeq and is a predicted model, not a curated record. The transcript is spliced from 3 exons. Lineage: Eukaryota; Fungi; Ascomycota; Leotiomycetes; Helotiales; Sclerotiniaceae.
AUGCCUUCAGAACUCGAAAUUAUCUACCGUAUCCUUAAUUCUGCUCCUCCGGGUAGACUACCACGCCUCUCAGUUCGUCAGGCGAUCCUCUUCUGGGAGCAGGAGGCAAAAUUGGCUCGCAUAAAAGCCAACGCUACUACCUUUAAAGUACCGGCCACAUAUGGCUCCUCAUUCGUUAAUUCGGCUUGA